Molecule: messenger RNA, 1521 nt
Organism: Cyphellophora europaea CBS 101466
Lineage: Eukaryota; Fungi; Ascomycota; Eurotiomycetes; Chaetothyriales; Cyphellophoraceae
Exons: 1
Coding region: 1-1521 (506 amino acids)
Molecular function (GO): protein binding
Source: RefSeq, a predicted model, not a curated record
AUGGCUCGCCAAGCUGACAAUACCGCUAGCAAACGGAUGUACAUGGGCAAAGUGAAGGCGUGGGACAUUUGCAAGCACUACAAGGCGGCGGAGAAGGAGCAGCUAUCCACCGUCAUUGAAGAUGCGAAGCGGAGGAACUUGCCACUGGACCGGGUCACCUUUCGCGGCCAGCCGGUGCACGUCGACCGCAUCGAAAAGUACCUCAAGAAGAAGCGCCGCUUGUUGGCGGAAGAUAAAAGGUCACAGCUCCAAUGCGAGCCUGACUUGUCUCUUCAGUCUCAGCAACAGUCGUCCGAAUCCGCGAGCGGCCCGGACACAGACACCAUGGGCACUUCAUCACGCUCCCGGACGUGCCAGUCGCUAUCGACCACCAGCAAUUCCAACGCAUCCAUCUCUCCUCCUCAGUCACGCUCGGCUUCCGGUGCCACAAUGUCAUUGCCAGAAGACGGAGGAACGCUGUUUGCAGGUCGAUCAGGCGUGCAGACUGUGCCGUACUCCCUACCUCCUGUGACCCCGUUCGACGCCGAACUGCUCUUGAAGCAGAUCAGAGCCUACGCCACCCACACACCCCAUGGACUCGGUGAGCCUCCAUCCUGCAUUCGCUUCUGGUCGUCGAUCCGCUCCGCAAUCUACUUCCUCAAAGUCGGGUCCCCGCACCUCGCCUGGCCCGUACUCAACGCCGCCUGCGCCAACGCCUCCGACCUGCUCCUCGCAGACGCCCGUACUCUCUCGGUGCCCUUCCUCCGGAGCCUUCUCUCGACCCUCGCCCCCGCCAACACGCGCUUCCACCCGGAAGUCCGCGCCGUGCUGCUGCGCUACCUCUCCCGCCGCCUCGCCACAGACCCGUCCAUGCAGCCUCUUUCCGUCAUCUGCGGGCACCUCGCGCACGACGACUCGCACCACGAAGCGUCGCAGCGCGGCCUCAACCUGCUGCUCGACCUCGCGCAGUCUCCGACCCGCCCGGUGGCUUACUGCGCCCAUCAGACCCUCGCCACGCACCUCGCGCUCAUAUCACUCUACCGCCGCGUGGCCGACCUGUCUGCCGCCGAGACGGCCGCGAAGCUGUUGAUCGCACACUGCGAUUUCGCGUUUGGGCCUUCCUCGCUGGAGACGUGCGAUGCCAAGGUCGAGCUGGUCUACAUCUACACCUCACAAGAGCGCUACGACGAAGGUCUGACGCUGUGCCAGGAAGUGCUGGACACACGGGCGCAGAGUCCCGAGGUCGGCGAGUUUCCGGAUAAGAAGGCGUGUUAUGCGAUGGAGAACAUGGCCGAGAUGUAUCACUUCAGGGGCCAGGAAGGGGAUGUGGAUAUGUGUAUUGGGUGGCUCAAGCGGGCGCUGGAGAGGACGUGGCGGUUGAGGGGCAGUGUGCCCACUACGAUACAUAUCAGGGAUAAGUUGUGGGGCAUGCUGGUUACGCUGGGGAGAGUCCUCGAGGCCGAGGACCUGGAAGUGAGGUAUCCUGCUGCUGGGUCUGCAGCUGGGGACGAGGGUUGGGUGGUUGUUGGGGAAGAUAGCUAG